CUUGAUGAUGAAUCGUUGUUGAUGAUCCCCGAUAUUUAUGGGACUAGGAGGGACGCGUGGGGUUACGUCUUAUACGCUUAUGCGUUUACCGGUAACUAUACGCCUUCUGAAGCUUACAGGACUGCGGCAUCGGCGAACGUUACUAGCACCAUCAUCGCAGUCCCGACCGAGGCCACAUGUGGAGGUUUGUUCUGCAUUACAUUGCGAUUGUGGACACUAGUUGGUGACGGGUCAGAGAACCCAGAUUGGAGAGCUUGUACUGACACCUCGGACCUUCCUGGCACGCCCAUCGAUCCUCGAGCGGUACCAUCACCGAAUAAUGCUUCUAAUGCAUAUAUAACCUGGCAGGAGCCCACGUACACUGGGUGCCAUAUCAUAGUCCAAUAUCUUGUCGAGAUGUACGACACGGUGAUAUCGAAUCUUGACGGUCUCUGGUCUCCAGUCAG
This is a messenger RNA of Perkinsus marinus ATCC 50983, 446 nucleotides long. RefSeq lists its product as hypothetical. NCBI's taxonomy places the organism in Eukaryota, Perkinsozoa, Perkinsida, Perkinsidae. The annotation marks the transcript as partial. Gene Ontology annotation, molecular function: protein binding. The transcript has a single exon. The record is from RefSeq and is a predicted model, not a curated record.